AUGUUAGUCUGGAGCCCUAAAAGAACAGCCGAGAAAUCUUUCACCUGCACUCAGUGUGGAAAGAGUUUCACACGCAAAACAAGUCUUGAGCAUCACAUGAGAGUUCAUACUGGAGAGAAACCGUUCACUUGUGAUCAGUGUGGAAAGAGUUUCACACAAUCAUCAACCCUUAAGGAGCACAUGAACAUCCACACUGGAGAGAAACCGUACACAUGUGAUCAGUGCAACAAAACAUUUUUGUGGGCUUCAGUCCUGAAGAAACACUUUAGAGUUCAUACAAAGGAGAAGCCACAUUCAUGUCAUUUGUGUGGAAAGAGUUUUUCAUGUUUACAAUAUUUAACACUACACAAGAAAAUACAUGCUGCUGUGAGAGAGCACAUGUGCUUUGAGUGUGAAAAGACUUUUACUACAGCAAAGUGUUUAAAACAGCACCAGAUGAUUCACACUGGAGAAAAACCUUAUAAGUGUUCACACUGUGACAAGAGAUUCAGUGUGUCAGCAAAUCUGAAAACACAUGAGAGGAUCCACACUGGAGAGAAACCGUUCACAUGUGAUCAGUGCGGGAAGAAUUUUGCACAAAAAGGACAACUUACAGAGCAUAUGAGGGUUCAUACUGGAGAGAAGCCGUUCACAUGUGAUCAAUGUGAAAAGAGUUUCACACAAUCAUCAACC
Molecule: messenger RNA, 672 nt
Organism: Sinocyclocheilus anshuiensis
Lineage: Eukaryota; Metazoa; Chordata; Actinopteri; Cypriniformes; Cyprinidae
Product: zinc finger protein 479-like
Exons: 3
Biological process (GO): regulation of cytokine production; negative regulation of transcription by RNA polymerase II; regulation of immune system process
Cellular component (GO): nucleoplasm
Molecular function (GO): DNA-binding transcription repressor activity, RNA polymerase II-specific; RNA polymerase II cis-regulatory region sequence-specific DNA binding
Source: RefSeq, a predicted model, not a curated record